Messenger RNA from Umbelopsis ramanniana AG, 1258 nucleotides. RefSeq lists its product as uncharacterized. Bases 197 to 1258 code for a protein of 353 amino acids. The transcript has a single exon. Lineage: Eukaryota; Fungi; Mucoromycota; Umbelopsidomycetes; Umbelopsidales; Umbelopsidaceae. The record is from RefSeq and is a predicted model, not a curated record.
GGCCGUGGAUGGGUUUAUGGUUUGUUACCUGGCAACCAGGUCUUACCGCCACCUUAGCAGAGAGGGCACACAAGGAAGCCACUAUCGUGUAACCUCCGAGAUCUGUGAUGACCUAACAAAAACAGUAUAAAUAUCGCAAUUAACCAUUGGGGGAUAAUUCAUUUCUUCUGCAUCAACGUUACUACUGAAGCAUACUAUGGACGUUCUCUUUCCCAAAGGAUUUGUAAUUGGUUCUAUCGAGAAGUGUAUGAUGGACUAUGACUGCAAGUUCAUAGAAUACGACGAUGAAGAGGCCAUCAACUCAAGACUAGGCUCAAGUUUCAUAGUGUUGGAACAAACACACUUCAUUGCUCAUUACCCAAAUAAACAAGUCAAGUGCGACUACAAUUGUCGUAACCGCAUUAUGAAGGACUUACUAUCAGAUGACCCUUGGGUCAGCGAAAGUUACCUUGUCGAGAAGAUUGACGAUGUUAUUCGUAGCAAAAGUCCGCCUUAUUUGCUCUUCACAAAUGAAUGCUUGAGAGAUUCCAGUGCCGAAGAUGGUUCCAUAAUCGCAAAUUACAUCACUGUAGAUAUCCCCCGCUUUGCCGAAAUUACUAGAUCCAAACAGUGCAAUGACAAGUUCUUCAUGGUGAACCUUGGAGAUGAUCAGCAUUUAUGUUGCAAUAUACAGACUCUGGAAACAUAUAAAUACCACUCAUGCGUCAGAUAUUCUGUCCUGGACUUAAUAAGUGGAGGAUCUGAGGAAGGAUUUAAUCAACUACAUUCUAAAUAUGACAAUGUGAAAAUGCUGACACCUAUACCAAAGAACCCAAGUUUUAAAUUAUUCGACAUCGAAGGAAAUUCUGCAGAAGAAAAUAGAGAAUAUCAACUAGAAAUGUACGACCAGGACAUGGAUGCUCUGAACUUUUUUGAUGGCAAAAUUUCUGCAACGACUUAUUAUAACCAAGUGGAAGUCUUAGUUGUGAAGUACUCCAUCGUUGAUGGUAUACAUUACCUCACGUAUGAUAACAAGUAUUUACAUGUUGCGGAUGGAAGUGAUGAGAUCAGCCUCACUGAUCAAAUUCCGAAUAAGCACCAAAGAUUAUAUUUUGUCCCCACGGAAGACAACGCAUUCAUAGUUUUCAAAUGGAAUUCCAUUACGUUUCUUACCCUUGAAGUGUUUACGAAUAGCUAUAGCUCUUGUUCUUUUAAGGAGGAGGGAAUAUUUACAAACAGAAGUGCUGGUACUCUAGAGUUCUUUUUAAAACGAGUCUAG